This is a messenger RNA of Seminavis robusta, 327 nucleotides long. The record is from the annotation of a GenBank genome assembly. NCBI's taxonomy places the organism in Eukaryota, Bacillariophyta, Bacillariophyceae, Naviculales, Naviculaceae.
AUGGUCCUGAGCCCUGCCCAACCAUCUUCCAAGCCUCUCGUUUCCACCAACUGCUUGUCCAGGGAACUUGUGGGUAGGCUCAUGGUACAGUACUACAUCCCAGAACUUGAAUUUGAUGAGAUUGGAGAUGUCUGGGGUCUGCCCAGUCUCCAUCCCAUACAUUCCUUUGCAGUGUUUCUGUCUAAAUCUGCAGCGUGUUGGAUGGCCUUUGCCCAGGCUUGGGGUGCGCAACCCGUUGUGAUCAUCAUCUUGGUUACACUCCCCUUGCACACCCCAAUUCCGAAUUCAGCACGAUUUUGGGAUGGCUUGAAGGGCUGGGUGAACUUG